CGAACGAAACUGCAUCGCAGUUCGCUCAGAGAGCCCGAACGGGAUGGUUGUGCUUUAAAUUUAUCGUGUGUCAGUGUUCGGCACGCCGAUGGCCGAUUUUUUAUUUUGUGGAAUUUAAAUUGUGAUGAAACAAAACCAGUGGUAAUUAUUGAAUGAUUAUUCUCUUGAGUGUGUUCUUAAGUGUAGAUUGAUCGAACUCUUCGAUUGCUUGGUAAGAAUCUCAAACGGCGUAAUUGGCUGGAUGAGGAAUAACAAAGAACAAAAGAAAAAAGUGCUGACCAGUAGUUUUCGCCUAGCGGGAUUUGUUUAUUUUGAUUAGCCUCUAGUGGGUUCCGCGAACAGCUAUCCAAACAGUUCGAUCCGUAAUUUGAAAUUCCUAUCUCGCUUCGCUUCGAAUGGAUAGCUUCUGUGAAAGUGUCGUUUGCUGCAGCAGUUAGUGACAAUCACACACCAAAAGCGCGGCGGAGAAAGAAAGUUGUUAUUGCGAAAACCGCGAGUGAAGCAAAAUAGGUAUACGUGAAAUAUAUUUUGCCAUAAAGCCAAACCGACGGCGACGAAGAGGAGGUGGUUGAUGUGUGUGUUAGUUUAAAUAGGCGCUCCGUGUGUAAAAUCGAGUUUGCUGCCUUCAUGUGGGCUGGUAGUGGGUAAGAUUUGUGGAAACAGCGAGCUUCUGGCUCUGUGUGGAGAGCUGCUUGAGACGGCCAAAACGAGAAGGAAUACAACAGUCCUAAUAGAAGUGUGCUCGUGCGAAAUUAUUCAAUCGUUUCGUCAUCGCGAUUCAUUGAGCAAAAAUAAAGGAAUACAACGUGUGUUUGUUGAACACUGUAUGUGCAAGGAAUAGACGGGCUGCUGCCAUUCUGCAGUCCAGCACUUCUAGAGGAUUCAACAUCAGCAGAAACGGGAGGCAGCAAGAAGAGAAGCCAAAAAUUACAAUCCACGAAAUCGUCGGGUUUUGGAGCUGCUACGCCACUCGAACGCGAUUCCAUUCGAGAGAGCCACCGAAAUUAGCGCUGAGCUGACAAUCAACGACAAAGCCGAGAGAGUCAACUACCGUUAUCUACACUCUAAUCAUCUCGCACGUCACGUCAUCCCACAACAAACAACACAACUUACAUCGCCGCUGAGAUCGCCAGUCAGCCAGUGUCAACUAUUACCCAGUUCAACGGAAGGCUCAGCAAACAAGGGAUCGAAAGUGAAUCGUCGCCUCGUUGCCUACUAGCAGUGCUGCUGAGUGAUCUUUCGACGAAGAUAUUCUUGUGUGCAAAAUCACUACCACACUACUGUGCUGUGCUGGGUAAUAGCCCGCCGUGCCAACCAAACCUGCGUGCUUGUUUGACGAGUAAUAAAUCUAUGAAUGAGAUUGUGCAACGAUCGCGCCGGGACCGUGGAAAAGUGUGGAAUGCAGCACAAAGGAAACAAGUGUGACUCAAGUGGAAGUGUGCACUAUUUACAUUGCACCACAGUGAUCAACUUACAGUUCAAAUAGUAGCCGCAUUUAUUAAAUGUCAGUAAACAAAAGUAUUCGCCAAUUAAAUUUAAAGCAAUAACGAAGUAUAUCAACACAUAAUCCAGUUGACACUGUGAGAGUGUUUUGUGCGCAAACGGCGGGGAUUUCAAUUGAAUCGAAUCAUCAAAUAGUGAAAAUGAAACCGCUACGACUGAUGCUAGAUGUUAGGACGCUAGGUAUAAGUGUAUUAAUACUAUGGGCCAGUUCGUUAACGGCCGCAGUGCAAGUGGAUGAGGUGGUGGUCGACGAUCAGCUGGAUGGGCCAAAUGUGUGCAAGGAGGUGGAACAGUAUCAACUCUUUGUGACAGCUCCCCGGGAAGUUACGUAUCAGGAGCGAUAUCAGAAGUGGUGCGUUGCAGUGCCGCCCCGAUGUUCGGCGUAUCGAGUGAAAACGAAGAUUGUGAACGAAACCUCGAGCGUAACCAAGGAGCGGAUACUGAAGAAGUGCUGUACCGGGUACGAGAAAAAUCAACAAGGAGACCGGUGCAUUCCGGCGUGCAGUAAUGGGUGCAAACACGGAGUGUGCAUAGCACCGGAGACUUGUAAAUGCAACGAGGGAUACGCCGGGAAGAUAUGCAACAUAAAUUGCCCUCCAAACCGAUGGGGAUCCGACUGCAGCCAGUUGUGCCAGUGCAAGAACAACUCCACGUGCAAAGCUCAGGACGGAAGCUGCGCCUGCCAGAAGGGCUACCGUGGGGACCACUGCGAGUACCAGUGUCCAUCGGAUCGCUUCGGCCAGGACUGUGCCGAGGUGUGCCAGUGCCAAAACGGGGGCAAGUGCGAUCCGGUUUCCGGGGAAUGUUAUUGCGCACCCGGAUUCACUGGACCGUUGUGUGCCGAGCGGUGUCCGGAGGGUAAACACGGGGAGCAAUGCCGAUCGGAUUGUCGCUGCCAGAACGGUGGAAGUUGCGAUUCUCAGACGGGUGAGUGUAUUUGUCCGGCCGGUUAUACCGGAUCGGUAUGUGCUAAUCGUUGCCAGGGCCAAAGAUACGGUCUGCGGUGCGAGCAAAAGUGUGAAUGCUUCAACGGUGCCGAUUGCAAUCACGUGACUGGGGAAUGUAUCUGCUCGCCUGGAUUUAUGGGAUCGAAGUGCUUGGAUUCGUGUCCGCACAACACCUACGGAUACAACUGCACGGAAGAGUGUCGGUGUUUGAACGGAGCCGUUUGCGAUUCGGCCACUGGCAAGUGUUCUUGUUCUGCUGGAUGGAUGGGAGCGGACUGUAGGUUAAGGAUAUGUCCGGACGACCGAUUCGGAGAGAACUGCACGGGUCAAUGCGAGUGCGAUAGGAACAACACCAAGAUGUGCCACCCAUGGACUGGAAAAUGCCACUGCAAUCCUGGUUGGAGUAGCACGCUGUGCGACAGACCAUGUCCGUUCCUGCGGUAUGGACAGGAUUGCUUGAUUCACUGCAACUGCAAGAAUAACUCGCCUUGCAAUCAUAUCGACGGAACUUGCAAUUGUAUUGCCGGUUAUCACGGCGAAAACUGCGAGGAGCAGUGCAGUAACGGAACCUACGGUCAGAAUUGCAGCCAAAGCUGUGAGUGUAUGAAUGGAGCCACGUGUGCACCGGAAACGGGUCAAUGUUUUUGCGCUCCUGGAUGGCAAGGAAUUCGGUGCGACCGUCCCUGUGAUACCCACCGCUUUGGAAAGGAUUGCACGGAGAGAUGCAACUGCUCGAAUAAUGCUGUUUGUAAUCCGGUCAAUGGUCAGUGUACUUGCCCGGCAGGUUGGACCGGAGAACGAUGCGAUAAGAAGUGCGAAUCGGGUCGGUUUGGACGGAACUGUUCGCAAACCUGUGACUGCAGUUUGGAGCAUACCUUGGCUUGUAACGCAACUACGGGCAAAUGUAUCUGUAAUGCAGAUUGGGGCGGUGUACGUUGUGAAAGCCGCUGUCCUCUAGGUUACUACGGAGAAUCGUGUAACGAAAUAUGCACUUGCCACAACAAUUCAUCCUGCGAUCCCAUCACCGGCGACUGCAUUUGCUCAAGCGGUUGGACCGGCCCAACGUGUAACGAACCGUGUCCGGAUGGAUUCUUUGGACACGGAUGCAAGGAACGAUGUCCGGUGUCUAAUACAACGUGCGAUCAUAUAACCGGAAAAUAUUCCUGCAGACCGGGCUACAUUGGGACCACCUGUGAACAUCCUUGCCCUUCGGGAACCUACGGAAACGAGUGUAAGCACACGUGCACCUGCAAGAAUGGCGGCGAGUGCUCUCACGAAACGGGAACGUGUCAGUGUCCUCCGGGAUGGACCGGUGCCAAUUGCGAAGAGGUUUGUCCGAACGGUUUCUACGGAGUGAAUUGCAACCAGAAGUGCAACUGCAAGAACAAAGCCAAGUGUCGGAAGAACGAUGGCCAGUGCAUCUGUGAUCCCGGUUGGAUGGGCAACCGGUGCGACGAAGUGUGUCCGGAGGGAUUUUAUGGGAACCACUGUAUGGAAUCGUGCAAUUGUCCAACGGGAAACUUCGCCUGCCAUGCUGCUCGGGGGUGCGUUUGCAGCGUUGGGUUCUACGGCGAUAAGUGCGAUAAAUCUCGUGCGGAAGCCAAGGUGCAACCAACGGAAGAGAGUAAGUAUAAUCCUUUACCAACCAGUACAAUUCAUGAAGGUGCCAAUAAUUUCGAUACGACUACUUUAUAUCACGAUUGGAAACUACAAACUGAGGACGGUGAUCUGUUACAUGUAGAUCCGACUUCGACGGUGGAAGAUUUUGGUCAGCCGUUGGAUGAUUACAUACACCUACCAGAUGAACCACGCGAACAUAGUAAUACACGAGAUUACGAUUUCGAUGAAUACAGCGAGAUUCAGCACCCGGACGAACCUCAAAGCAGUUCAGAAACUAUCGCUAUUCUUACAACUAGUUCAGUCCCCACUGUUCGAACAGAAGGUGUUCAAAAUACCCCAACAACUCCAGUCUCGUCUAUUGUGACCACUGUAUUGGAUGAUUCCAAAGUAAUCACAUCGACAUUAGAUUCAAAGGAUCAGGAAAAAAUUACGACGGUUGGCUUCAAUUGGAAACUACAAUCGGAGGAUGGAGAUUUCUUGGGAAUCAUGUCCACUCAAUCGGUGGAAGACUUUGGCCAUCCGUUGGACGAUUAUGUACAUCUUCCGGAUGAACCACAAAAGAAAAUUCAAUCAACGACUCCUACUACUGGCAUGACAGAACAGUAUUCUACUACGAUGUAUUCGGCAAAUAGUAAUUUCCAAGGAAUGGGAACCACUGUGAAUGGAGAAGGAUUUGGAUAUACUUUGGAUGAUUACAUUCAUCUGCACGAUGAACUUCGCAACGUAACAGCUUCAAAUGCUAUGUUUACAACCGGUGCAACUGUCUCUACAACCGAGAAAUUUGAUUGGAAGAUACCACCUGAAGAGGACAUUAUCCUGAUUACCGAAUCACAAUAUGAAGGAGAAAGCUUUGGUCACCCUUUGGAUGACUACAUUCAUUUGCAGGAUGAACCGCAUAAUGAAUCAGAAACAAAUGUUGUACCAGCGAUCACUUCAACCACCUCUCAACGUACAACGACCGAACGAGACGAUUGGAAACUGCAAUCAGAAGAUGACAGUUUUUUGGUCACCGAAUCACAAUUUGACGGGGAAAAUUUUGGCCACCCGCUGGAUGACUACAUUCAUCUGCAAGACGAACCUCACAAUGAAUCUGAAUCAAAUGUUCAACCAAUAACUAGUUCCGCUGCCACUCAACGUACAACAACUGAACAAUUCAAUUGGAAACUGCCGUCAGAAGAUGACAGUUUUCUGGUCACAGAAUCACAAUAUGGAGGAGAAAACUUUGGUCACCCUUUGGAUGAUUACAUUCAUUUACAGGAUGAACCGCAUAAUGAAUCGGAAUCAAAUGUUGUUCCAGUGAUCACUUCAACUGUCUCUCAACGUACAACUACCGAGCAACAGAAUUGGAUACUGCAAUCAGAAGAUGACAGUUUUCUGGUCACCGAAGCUCAAUAUGGUGAAGAAAACUUUGGUCACCCACUGGAUGACUACAUUCAUUUGCAGGAUGAACCACACAAUGAAUCGGAAUCAAAUCUUAUUCCAGUGAUCACUUCAAUUGCUUCUCAACGUACAACUACCGAGCAACACAAUUGGAAAUUGCCGUCAGAAGAUGAUAGUUUUCUAGUCACCGAAUCACAAUUUGGCGGGGAAAAUUUUGGUCACCCACUGGAUGACUACAUUCAUUUGCAGGAUGAACCGCAAAAUGAAUCGGAAUCAAAGGUUAUACCAAUAACUAGUUCCGCUGCCACUCAACGUACAACAACUGAACCAUUCAAUUGGAAACUGCCGUCAGAAGAUGACAGUUUUCUAGUCACCGAAUCUCAAUACGGUGGAGAAAACUUUGGUCACCCGUUGGAUGACUACAUUCAUUUGCAGGAUGAACCGCAUAAUGAAUCAGAAUCAAAUCUUACACCAGUGAUAACUUCAAGCGUCCCUCAGCGUACCACAACUGAACAAUUGAAUUGGAAACUACAAUCUGAAGAUGACAGUUUUUUGGCCACCGAAUCACAAUUGGGAGGAGAAGACUUUGGUCACCCUUUGGAUGACUACAUUCAUCUGCAAGAUGAACCCCACAAUGAAUCUGAGUCAAAUUUUGUUCCAACGACAGCACGUUCUCUCUCAUUCCCUGAUAAAAAAGAUAACAGCUCUACUACUGUGUUGUUCGACUGGAAACUGCAAUCCGAGGAAGACCGUUCUUCUGGAAUUGAUUCAGAAGCUAACUCUAAUCAUCUUCCGGAUGAACCCCGCAACGAAAGUGAUUUCGUUACUAAUUUCAACACAACGCCCCUCUUUGACUGGAAACUGCAAUCCGAGGACGACAAUUUUAGACCAUCUGAGCCAUCCGGGACCGGUGAAGAUUUCGGUCAUCCGUUGGACGACUACAUUCAUCUACCGGAUGAACCUUCAUCCCAAUCGAAACCGGAUUCAUCAACGCCAAAAGCUGGACAUGAUUUCUCUUAUCUGUUGGACGACCCGCCUCGCAAACCGAAUCUGUCCAAGACGAGAACGACUACGCAAGCGACCGACUAUUACGACCAGUACGAGAUACCCGGCGAGACCGGGAACCCUCGCAAUGACUACGAAAAUUACAUCGACUCGUUGACGGACAAGGGGGGUAACCUUUCCGCGAAUGCUCGCGGUAUAAAUGGAUCCGAGGUGGCAGGAAGAGCUUUCGCAUCGAACGCCGGCCUUGCGUGGGGUCUUGUGGUAGCCGUCCUGUUCGUGGGCGUUAUUGUCGCACUGGUUCUAUACUACCGGCGGCGAGUGGCCAAUCUGAAAGCCGAAGUCAACCACGUCGUCAAUUACAUGAUCCAGGAGCAGCCGGGCCAUUUCGACAACCCGGUAUAUUCGGCCUACCAAAAUCAACCGGGAGCGGGAUCCCAAGGAGGCGGCGGCAGUAUCAAUGGAGGGCAACCUAACGGAGUGGCAAAUGGAUCGUUGAUUCGAAACAAUUUGAGGAAUCCCAAGUCAAAUCUGGACAAGUACCGCUAUCCGGAAAACGAAUCUGUUGGAACUGAUCGAUCUUAUUCCAUCCAGUUUUUGUCGGAAAGCCAAAAGAACUUCGACGCCGACAUGACCAACCCCAAUUAUGAUGUCAAGGAUCACGUGUACGAUGAAAUCAAACACAAAGAUGGUUACAAAGACCUCGACACUGAAUACGACCAUCUGGACUACUCCCGGCCGGGAAGUUCCCACAAGACGCACUACUUCCGAAUGACGAAUCCGCUUACCAACUCCCCGAAGGAGAUCAAUGUCCUUCGGGAUAACGGAACCAUCAACAAUCUGUCCUCGCCGGGCCUAAGCAGUCGGCAACCGCUAGUUUCCACUGGGUUGGGUGCAUCGGCCGCCACGGGUGGUGCAACCGAUUACGGUUCAUCCUCGUCCAAUUCGUCUCCGAUACCUCCUCCGCUCUGUACUACCACUACUGGUACGGAUAGCAGCAAUUUGUACGUUAAGAUGUCCUCCGAGGGAUCGUCGUCCCAUUCUGCUAGUAGCGAUCAGGAGUGCAACAAUGCCGCCUCCAACAGCACAACCAGCAAGAUUCCAGAGCAUCAGCUGAACAUCAAGUAAGUGCCGGAGUUUGCUCACAUCCUAUCUUUCCUUACGAUCUUAGUAGCAAAAUAUGAAAAGCAAUCUUUAGUGAAUUCCGAAUCAAUCUUCAAAACUGCUAACAGUCACGAUUCAAGGAUGUUUCGUAUUGUGUAUACUACGCUCAUAGUUUUUAGUGUGUUAUAUUGUGAGUUUUAAGAUUGUGAUAAACGAAAAUUUUGAUUGUCUUUUGCUAGGUCUGUUAGUUUUAAGUAAGCUGAUUGUACAGCAAUUCCACGGAAAAAUAUAGUGGGUUUUACAUUUUUAAGCAAUGUUUAGUUUUGAUCCUUAUCAACAAGUUUCUUCAUUCACUAUUUAUUUAUUAGGUCGUUUAUUUUUGUUCGAUAGUAUUGAAAUCAAUAUCUGUACAUCUGGGUCUUUCGCCUCUUUUUCUAAAUGAUACAUACAAUGUCGAAAGUGGUGCGCUGUAUAGAGUACUCGAUCACACAAUACACAUAAACAUUUCCUGCAUUGUAUUUAUCCUAGUUAGAAAAUAUUCAAAAAAAUAUUGACUCAUCGAUUUCAAAUCACAACUAAGUACAUUAAAAUUUUUAAAUUUUAUGUUAUCCUAAACCAAAAAAAAAACGCCCGAUUAAAUCGUCUUGCUUGCAAUGAAGACUGUCUUUGAAAAAAAAAGAUACACAAAAUUAUCGACCGGUAGUUAUGGUUAGUUUUGUAAUUCAUUUCUUCAAUGAAAGUUUGCACUUUGCCCUUGACGCCUCUUACUAUUGUGGGUAAUAGUGGGGUCGACUUCUUUUGAUACUUUUACCCAACUCGUUGCUUUACUUAGGUGUUUUGCAGAGCUUGAGCUAAUCAAUAUGUCUUAUCAUAGGCCAUAUGAAUAAAACAAAGUAUAGUCAAAUCUUUGUGACGAUUCACAGAGAUUUGGUUGAAGGCUUUUCGGUAGUAUUUACUCACCUUUAUUCGUACGACCUUAUGUGUCGAAGACAGUCUUUAUUUCCGAUAAGGGACACAACUACAAAUCGUUUAAAAAUCUGACAUCCCGCUAAACACUUUUCCAUGAGGAAUACGGUCGGUUGUGCUUCCCUUUGGGAAGCUAAGCGACCCGACAUAAGUCGUUCAGAUAGACUGCUAAGGAUGAGAGAAUAUGGAGGAGAAUACCGUAAUCGAAUGGAGGAGUUUAAUUUUUAAACAUACUGCCCUCCUCAACUACAUUGGAGCGCUUAUUAGCGUGAAUGCCGUUCGAAAAGAUAAUAAUUCUACUGUAAUGUUAAGCGUGCCAAAACUGAGCUAUCCCCGAUCAUUCGAUAGAUUGGAGUGUUGAAACAGAUCAAAAAAUACGUAAAAUUGUUCAUCACUCACCUAUCUAUUUACAAGUCUUGCUCACGAGUUUCAAUUGCGGGUUGAUAUUUUACAGCAAAAGACCAUGAGAUGUAAGCAAAAAAUGCGAAAUAUAUAAGAAAGAUUUCAGACAGAUUUAGAGCAAUCAAAAGGUAUCCAUAUUUGUCAUUUCCCCCCACAUUCGAAGUAGGGUUACAAAGUUUAUUACUGUAGUAGACUUGUUUGCAUUGAGAGAAAUGAGAAAAAUCUUAGAAUACCAUAGGACGGCUACGAGAAGCUCACAUAUACAUAUUCAUAUACACGUUUGGAGCAAAAAAAUAAGAUGAAUCAAAAUUUAAAACUGUUAUUUAGAUACAAUUAACGGCGGUGUAAAAUUUACGACUGUCCGCGGAAGCAAUUCUAUUCUUAUAGUAGUGAUGUUGAGCAAUAUGUAGAUUUUCUCAUUAAAGUUUCUAUUGUGAAAUCCUGA
This is a messenger RNA of Aedes albopictus (Asian tiger mosquito), 9369 nucleotides long. RefSeq names its product protein draper (gene drpr). Bases 1644 to 7580 code for a protein of 1978 amino acids. Gene Ontology annotation, molecular function: protein binding; scavenger receptor activity. NCBI's taxonomy places the organism in Eukaryota, Metazoa, Arthropoda, Insecta, Diptera, Culicidae. The transcript is spliced from 12 exons. The record is from RefSeq and is a predicted model, not a curated record.